Messenger RNA from Daldinia decipiens, 1538 nucleotides. RefSeq lists its product as uncharacterized. Lineage: Eukaryota; Fungi; Ascomycota; Sordariomycetes; Xylariales; Hypoxylaceae. The transcript has a single exon. Bases 69 to 1331 code for a protein of 420 amino acids. The record is from RefSeq and is a predicted model, not a curated record.
AAAUAUUUCAAGAUUACCUCGAAACCAACUGCUCGGGCUUUCAACAUCACACCGCAAUUGGGCCCGCCAUGAUCCGGCAUCCGCUAAACUCGGCAGCCGGCCGCGCCAGGCCAGAUCUAAACCGAGUCGCCGACGGCAUCGCCGCCUCCCUGCGACAAUUCUCCGUCUCCGCGCGCCGGGGCGCCGAAGACAACGAUGACGAUCACUCGCAGCGACCUUCCAGUCGGCAGCGUUCCAUAGCUGCUGUCAACGAGCUGAUCGCGACGGUGGAUAGCGGUAUCGGCGCAUCGAGGCCAACCCAGAACACAGCUGCGAAUGCCCCGCCUCCUGCCCGGAGCCAGGGCCCGAAUGUUAUCACCUUGAAGAAUAUACCCCGCGGCGGCUUCAGCGGCAUCACGAGGACUGCAUAUGGCGGCCCGAAUAUUAUCAGAACCGAUAGCUUGCCGUCUCGCGGCGGUUUCAACAGCAUAGUAAGGACUGGCCCGCCACCCACCGGCAUGCCACCUCGAUUCGGUGCAAAUGGUAGCCCGAAUAUCAUACGAGGCGGUUUCCGCGGCCGCGGAGGAGGCGGCGGAUCUCCGCGAUUUGGGCCUCCGCGACAGGGAGGACCGAGUGGUGGUGGUGGUGGUGGUGGUAGAGGAAAUCGACGCCCGGACGACCGACCACAGCGCGCACGCGGAUCCCGCCGCCGACGAGGCGGCGACGACGACGAGAAAGGCGCCCGACGACGCGAAGCAGGGCAACAGGCAAAGGAAGAAAACGAGAUAGACAGCCCCGCCAUCAGAGCAUACCUCGAGGGCAAGGAAACCGGCCGGACCAUAGCCUUCAACCCCAGCCUCUCGCUAGCCUCGCUCGCGGGCUGGGGCCCCGCCGUAGCCACGUCCUCGACGCCCUUCGGCCAGGGCGAGACGGUCCUCCGCCAAGCGCGCAUCCUAGGCGGCGGCCAGGCGUUCCACCCGCAGCACCUGGAGCAGCCGCUGUCGCUGCAUCUGGCGUGGCGGGACGGCAACGGCGCGUUCGUGCCGCCGUCGGACGAGGCGCGGAUGUGGAAGAAGCAGGUCCUUAAGGAUAGGCCGUUCGAGGCUCCCGCUGAGAUUAAGACGGCGGUGCUGGAGGACGCGCUGCUGGGCAAGUAUGGCGAGGGGCCUAAGUAUGCGGAUCCUCAGGAUACGAUUGGGACUCUGCGCAGCUACGUCCGGAGAGAUGGCACGUGGAAUGCGCAUGCGCAGAGGAGUAUUGAGGCGAAGGUUCAGAGUCUGCUGGGCCAGUCUGGUCAGCAGCCAGCUGCUACGGCUGACAGUGGUGCUGCGAGGCCAGAGGCCAAGGCUUGAUUUAUCUGGCACCCUCCCUCUAGGCCGUUCCGGUGGGAAUUACACAGGAUGGGCGUAUGAUUCGGCGUCUUUAGAUUCGGGCUCUAAGCAUAAAAUGUACUGCUACCACGCGACGCAUGUAACAAUAACAGGUAGUCUAUAAUACAUCUGUGCUAUACGACUACAUACCUAUGCACACCUCUGCUGAUCAAGCCGAGGCCGUACCCC